AUGGACAACUCUACCUUGUACACCACCGAACAUACCACAUCGGGUGGCACGGGGAAAGCCUGGGAUGACGCUACCUGGAUACUCACCAGUUCCUUCAUUAUAUUUACCAUGCAGUCAGGGUUUGGACUGCUUGAAAGUGGUAUCGCCAGUCGUAAGAACGAGGUGAACAUCAUGGUGAAGAAUGCUGUGGACGUUGUGUUUGGUGGACUCUCCUUCUGGAUGUUAGGCUACGGUUUCAGCUUUGGCACCGAUCCCGGUACCAACAGCUUCUGCGGAAUCGGCUCUUUUUUCCUCGAUCCAGAACCUGAAAAAAUGGGAGAAGAAUUUUCACAGUUUAUUUUCCAAGCUUCCUUUGCAACAACAGCAACUACAAUUGUAUCUGGUGCUAUAGCUGAGCGCACCAAACUGUCCGCUUACGUGGUGUUUUCCUUUUUCAACACGUUUAUCUACUGUUUUCCCGCUCAUUGGGUAUGGGCGGAGAAUGGCUGGAUGAGGCGUCUGGAAGUCGUGGACUUUGCCGGGGACGGACCAGUUCAUCUUGUCGGAGGGGUGACCUCUUUUGUGGCAGCAUGGAUGAUAAAACCACGUCACCAACGCUUCACCCCUGAGGACAGACACGAAAUGGGCAUGCCCACAAACGUCAUUCUCGGCAUGUUUAUUCUGUGGUGGGGUUGGCUGGGAUUUAACUGUGGCAGUACGUUUGGAAUCAGUGGUGGAAAAUGGAAGAUCGCCGCAAGGGCGGCAGCGAACACAAUUUUAGCCUCAUGCGGGGGCGGAAUAGCAGCUAUGUUGUUAAGUUAUGUGACAAAGAAGAGGAAAUUUGACGUGGGCUUCCUCAUCAACGGUAUUCUAGGAGCUCUAGUGUCUAUCACAGGGAUAUGUGCUGUAACCGCACCCUGGGAAGCCACCCUCAUUGGUGUGAUCGGCGGAUUAAUAGGGGCUAAGGGAGAGGUUGUGUUGGUUAAGAUGAAGAUUGACGACCCCGUUGCUGCGGUAGCGAUUCACGGAUUCUGUGCGGUUUGGGGUCUGUUGGCUUGUGGGCUCUUCACAAGGCGAGACACCGUAGAUAACACCUUCAGCACAAGGGACGGACUUCUGUGGGGAGGCGGGUUUUACCUCCUGGGCGUACAGAUCAUGGCGGUUGUUGUGAUCACAGUGUGGACCUUGAUCACUUCUUUCAUUCUUCUGAAGGUUAUCGACCUGACGAUUGGGCUAAGACUCAGUCUUGAAGAAGAGAUUCUCGGGGCCGACAUCGUGGAACACAACAUCUACCCUCCAAAAAUGGCUGUCAUUAUUGCCAAUAAGCAGGACAUCCAACUGAAAGAGUGUCUCUCCUCCAACAACCAGAUUCGUCCUUUAUCUGGGCAGGAUGUUCGGGCUAAACCCGGCUCCAGGUGGGCCCUGAAAGGGGACAAAGUCAUCGGUAAUUCACAACACAAAAAUUCCACCCAUAACAGGCGUAGUUCAACGCGAAGCGUGUCAUCCACUGCCGAGAACGCCGGAGAAAUUACAACGGUCAUGCCCCUAUCUGCCAAAGACUUACUUGAUAACAACUGA
Liolophura sinensis is the source of this 1557-nucleotide messenger RNA. RefSeq names its product putative ammonium transporter 3. The record is from RefSeq and is a predicted model, not a curated record. Gene Ontology annotation, biological process: ammonium transmembrane transport; ammonium homeostasis. Gene Ontology annotation, cellular component: plasma membrane. Gene Ontology annotation, molecular function: ammonium channel activity. Lineage: Eukaryota; Metazoa; Mollusca; Polyplacophora; Chitonida; Chitonidae. The transcript is spliced from 9 exons. The coding region runs from base 1 to 1557 and encodes 518 amino acids.